Messenger RNA from Symbiodinium sp. CCMP2456, 1473 nucleotides. The record is from the annotation of a GenBank genome assembly. NCBI's taxonomy places the organism in Eukaryota, Dinophyceae, Suessiales, Symbiodiniaceae.
AUGCCUACCCACAAUGUGUGCCGAUGCUUCCUUUGUCGGAAGCUGGCAACCGCGAGGUCCGUUCUGACAGACUUCACCAUCAACGCCGUGGCUUUAGAUCUCUUGUUGGCUCGCUUCGGCAAGAGUGGUCUGCCGCAGUUAUGCUUCACGUGCUCCAACAUUUUUCGGGCAGCUUUGUCAAAGCUGGAUUCGGUCAUGGAAUCGCCACUUGCGCAGCACAUGGUCUUGACGGCACAGGCAUUUGCAAAUCGCGACCUUUGGAGAGGCAUUCCGGAUGUGGGGGGCCGACAACACACCGGCUUGCUAUUCUCCUCGACCUGCAAGUGGGAACCUGUGCUCGGCCGCACCGCCCGGACGGCCCGGCGAGCUGUACAUAAAGUCGUACCGAACCAGAAGUUCCAGGCUUUGUCGGACAAUUACAAAGUCGCCACAAAAGCAAACAAGAGAAAAGGAAAGAAAACGUCCACGACGACGACACCGGUUUGUAGUUUGGAGGCACUUAUCUCCACCACAACUGCCUUCGCUGCACCCUUUUUCGAACUGAUGGUGCAGGCUCUGGAGUUUGACAGCGCCACCAAGUCGAACGCCGUGGGCCUCUUAUCGGCGAACUGGGCCACGGCGCACGGAGGCGGCCGGGUUAUCAAUGGUGUUCUGUUCGGCGGCGCACAUAUCGUGGCGGAAGAUAUUUCUGACCUUCGCCGCUCCAACGACAAAAUUCUUGGGUCGCACUACGCGUCUGCACGUGCCAAUGAGGUCUUUGGGUGCCUACUUUGCUUCAGCUGCUUUGGAGAUGCAAUACUGCAGACAAGUUGCCAGCCACCCCAGUCCAGUGACAAAGAUUUCAUUCUCGUCGACCCAGAUGCAUCGUUUUGGCGCUCAAUGCGGCAUAAUUUCCAAUCGGACCCUGCAAGAUUGCAGCGGUUCCUUUUCAAACUAUGCGAGCUUCGAAAGGCCAGCAUGGGCACCCGCAAGAACUUCCGAGCAGAUUGGCAAUGCCCGCAAAAGCGGGCCAGGUGGUUGGCCCAGAACACCGAGCACAUCUGUCCAUGCUGGAAACGAAGCAGCGAUGAGCAUCUCCCUCCGUUUGCAACAGUCGACUGGAAGACAGGCGGCGUGGAAACAGCCAUGCAAAUCCGAGAAGAGGCUUUGGCCCAUGCAAACAACACGCGCAAGUCCGGCUAUGUUCUCAGUUCGGAAGAAUUCGGCGAAGCUAUGGCCCGUUGGCGGCAGCGUUGGGAAGCGGAUCAAGGCGAAGGGAAACGAAGCCGCGAUGCUUUCCAUAGUUUCGUGCACACGUGCUUAGGGCACCGCACACUGGCCCGUGCCAUCGUCCAAUUUGGUUUCUCAUCGCGGCAGCAGCUCAUCACAGCUUUGCGCCGUGCCGAGGAUUGGUGCGUGGCACAGCGGACAGCACAAACGGGCAACCCAAUGUCGCUGUUGGAAACGUAUUUCAGGUACCGCUGGUACGGCUGA